CACAGCGCAUGUGCGGCGUGGGGCCGACAGGCCGGCGGAGGUGCUGGGUGCCAGUGAGCCGCGGGGAGCCGCGCGCCUGCCGCCCGCGCCUGUCCGUGCGCCCGCCCCCGGGUCUCCGCCCGCCCAGCGCGCCAAGCGCAGAGCAUCCUCCCAGACGCGCACCUGCCGUCCGCGCCUGCCCGCCGCCUGCUCGGCGCUUGGGGCUCCGCUGGCGCCCAGCCGCACCCAACCGGCGCGGGGGGCCCGGCCUGGCCCGACCCGGCCCCGGCCCGGCCCUGGCCCUGCCUCCGCGUUCACCCCGCGCCGCAGCCAGGCCCGGGCGCAGCGCUGCGGAGAGUGAGGGCCGCCUGGAGGCCGGCCGGGGCUGGCGCGGCGAUGAUGCACAGGUUCCGAAAGUGGCUGUACAAACCCAAGCGGUCAGACCCACAGCUGCUGGCCCAGUUCUACUAUGCUGACGAGGAGCUGAACCAGGUGGCUGCUGAGCUGGACAGCCUGGAUGGGCGGAAGGACCCCCAGCGGUGCACACUGCUGGUCAGCCAGUUCCGCUCCUGCCAGGAUAAUGUGUUAAACAUCAUCAACCAGAUCAUGGACGAGUGCAUUCCGCAGGACCGCGCCCCCCGGGAUUUCUGUGUCAAGUUCCCCGAGGAGAUCCGGCACGACAACCUGGCGGGCCAGCUGUGGUUCGGGGCUGAGUGCCUGGCUGCUGGCUCCAUCAUCAUGAACCGGGAGCUUGAGAGCAUGGCUAUGCGGCCGCUGGCCAAGGAGCUGACCCGCAGCUUAGAGGACGUCCGGGGCACCCUCCGUGACCAGGCGCUUCGGGACCUCAGCACCUACACAGAGAAGAUGCGAGAAGCAUUGAGGCACUUUGAUGUCCUGUUUGCGGAGUUUGAGCUGAGCUAUGUCUCAGCCAUGGUGCCCGUGAAGUCCCCUAGGGAGUACUAUGUGCAGCAGGAGGUCAUCGUGCUCUUCUGUGAGACCGUGGAGAGGGCCCUGGACUUUGGGUACCUGACCCAGGACAUGAUUGAUGACUACGAGCCAGCCCUCAUGUUCACCAUCCCUCGGCUGGCCAUCGUGUGUGGCCUCGUGGUUUAUGCAGAUGGACCCCUGAAUCUGGAUCGCAAGGUGGAGGACAUGUCGGAGCUGUUCCGUCCCUUUCACUCGUUGCUACGGAAAAUAAGGGAUUUGCUGCAGGCGCUGACAGAGGAGGAGCUGCACACGUUGGAGCGGAGCCUCUGCGUCUGCCAGGACGUGGAGCUCCCCAUCCGGGCAGACGCCCAGCCGCCCACUGCCCUGGCACCCGCCUUUCCCGCGUCUCUUCCCCCCGAGGAAUCCCUCUCAGCCAAGGCCACGGACCCAGAGGCGGAGCUGGCCUGCUCCAUGCAGUACGACGACCAGGAGCUGGAGGAGCUCAGCCGCAUGGUCCACCGGGCCGGGGACGAGAUGUCGUCUCUGCUGUCACCACCCAGCACCUGCCAGUCCCCUGCACACAGGCCGGGGGUGGAGGGCAGCCCCCGAGGGGAGGCCUCUCCAGGCCGGGCACGGCUCAAGUCGGCCAGCGAUGAGGAGGAGCGGGUGUUCUUCAUGGACGAUGUGGACGUGGCCGAGGCCCCCGCCAGGCCAGAGUCGCCAGGUGGCCCGUUUGGGUGGGUGGGUGGUGCUGGGACAGGCCCCCAGGAGAGAGAGCAGGGUGGGCAGAGCGUGGAGGAGGGCAUGGGCGAGCUUGCUGUGGUGAAGGAGGAGGACUGGAGCAAUAACAACCAGGAGGACCCAUGGCGGCCAGCCGCCCUGCCAGGCUCUACCUCCUGCAGCUGCCUGGACUCGCAGCGGUACCUGGAUGGCUGGGAUGCCAGUGCAGAAGAUGCUGAGACGGCCGAGAUGAUCGCCUGCCGGACAGGGGGCAUGAAGCUCUCGGCCACUGUCAUCUUCAACCCCAAGUCACCCUCCUCCCUGGACUCUGCAGUGGCUGCCCAGGAAGUUUCAGGCCAUGGCCUUUCCUCACUGGAGUCAGAGGCCCAGGGGGCCGGGGACAGCUCCCACAAACUCAGUGCUGCGGCCACCAACUGCCUCCUCCAUUCCUGCGUGUGCUGUGGGACCUGCGGGGACGGCCGGGAGGACGCAGUGGAGCACCUGCGGGAGAAGUGUAGCCCAGGAAGUGUCAUCAGCGCCUCCUACCCUGCCACAGGCCUAGCCAAGGCCAGUGACAAGGGCCCUGAGAGACUGGACGGGGCCCUGCCUGCCCCUGAAGCCACUCUGCUCACAGAAGAUGCCUCUGACAGGCAGGAGGCCAAAGCCUCUGCUUCCAGCAAGUGCCUGGCGCACACCUCAGGUCCCCAGGAGGACUCGCCAAGCAGGCUGCCCACAGAGGGCGAGGAGGCAGGCCAGCAGGAGACUGAGACCAGAGAGCAGGAUCCCUGGAAGCCCUCUGUGCCCGGGAGGGAGAGUCCACCUGCAGAUGGGACCCAAGUGCAACCCCAGUACCCUCCAGGCUCCAGCUGUCCUCCAGCUGGAUCCUCCUCCUCAGACAAGACCCAGCUGGAGGCGGCCCCUGCGGCCUCACCUGUCACCCCCGUGGCCACAAGAGAGAAGAUCCGAUCCAGGUUCCACGGCAGCCAUGACCUGAUUCACCGUCUGUUUGUCUGCAUCUCAGGUGUGGCAGAUCAACUGCAGACCAACUAUGCGAGCGACCUGAGAAGUAUUCUCAAAACUCUGUUCGAGGUCAUGGCCACCAAGCCAGAAACAGAUGACAAGGAGAAGCUAAAGAAGGUUACCCAGACCCUGCGGAGUGCGGCCUUAGAGGACUGUGCGUUGUGUCAGGAGACACUGUCGUCCUCAGAACUUGCAGCCAAGACCCGCGACGGGGACUUUGAAGAUCUUCUGUUCCCGCUGCUCUUCGCACUCGGCACCGCUGCCCCGCUAUGGGCAGGUGAAGCCUGUCCGCGUGUGCACACACUGCUACAUGUUCCACGUCACACCCUUCUACAGCGACAAGGCAGGCAUGUGACACAGCACCCAGGCACUCCCCAACCCACCAGGGCCAGGGACUCCCAGGAAGGAGGCGCUGCGCCUGACCCUGGUCCUGUCCAGGCUGCACUGCAGGAGGUCUCCCGCAUCUCAUCAAGACGCUGCUGCUGCUGCAGACCCAUCCAGGUUUCCAGAAUGUCCAGAGCCUCUGUCCCACCCACCCUGGCCUCCUUACCUGCAGGGACCCCAGGUCAGGAACAGAACCUGAAAGGAGGUCAGCUUCACCCAGCAAGGGGAUCCAGGGACCUAGGGGCUGCCUUUGGGGCAAGGUGGCUGCUGGGCAGGGCUAGGAUUUCUUGCCAGUCCAUUGGAGUUCCUUCUCCAGCUGGACCUACCAGGCAGGAGAGUGGCCACUGCGAGGCCUUGUCUGCAGCAGAGAAUCUGGAAGCAGGAAUAAAGGGGUUCUGUGGGCCCCAGUAUCUUGGCAGGGCUUCUCGUGUCUUACUUCCCACCUCCUCCCUAGCACCCACUGCCCUCCUCAGGACCAUGCUAAACAACAUGCAUCUCAUUUCUUCUGGGAGGGGGAAUGCAGGAGGAAGACGUGUCCUGACACCUGCACGUUAUCCACUGCCAAUGGAGUGGGGGCUGGCUGGGCACUGAUACCCACAGGCAGAGGUUUGGUGGGUUUUGGGACCUUGGCUCACCAGACAGCCCAAGGCCACCAAGGGCUGCCCACUAAGCCAACAGUGCCCCCUUCCCUCUGCACCCUCUGGGACCCUGGUCCACUUCCACAGACCCCAGAGUAGCUGGGACCCAUGCUGAUAGAGCCAAGUGGCCCCAGCGUGGACUCCUCCUCAGGCUUCAAUCUCAGGCUUCAUAUUGCAAUGACGAUUGCAGUUUUAUUUUUGGAGAGAUGACACACCUAUAGCUUCUUUUAUAGGAUGAAAUCCAAUUACUGUUGAGCAGUGGAAUACUCAUGCACAGAAAAGGCUUCUGUGGGGAAGAAUAUAUAAUGGAGGAAAUAUUAUGUAUUGAGAUUAUUUUUAUUUUCUAAAUGCUGUAAUUCGAAACCAUUUCCAUAAAUCUAUUUAAGGAUUGCAGACGCUGUCCCAUCUUC
Messenger RNA from Sciurus carolinensis (gray squirrel), 4078 nucleotides. It is a transcript of the gene Zfyve28, whose product is annotated as zinc finger FYVE-type containing 28. Gene Ontology annotation, biological process: negative regulation of epidermal growth factor-activated receptor activity. The transcript has 12 exons. Gene Ontology annotation, cellular component: early endosome membrane. The record is from RefSeq and is a predicted model, not a curated record. The coding region runs from base 376 to 3621 and encodes 1081 amino acids. Gene Ontology annotation, molecular function: metal ion binding. Lineage: Eukaryota; Metazoa; Chordata; Mammalia; Rodentia; Sciuridae.